CCAGGUCAAAUUCAGACAACCUCUCUCCAAUCUUCAUUAUCUCAUAGGUGAAUCGAAACUCUUAUUUAAACCCAACUAUGGCAUUGCACAAAUGCAUAAACACAAGUUUCUUAUUCUCAACUUUCUUCACAUAUUAAGUUUUCUUUGUUUUUUGUUGCCAUCAUAUCUCAUCUUGCAACUUCGAGCUUGUUAAUACAUAAAGCCCAAAAAGGCCAAUAAAAUGCAGGAACAAAAUCUGAAGGUGUGGCUUAUUCUAGCAAUAUCAGCAUGGGUCAUCAUCCUCCAACAAGUAAAUGCAGUAUCAGAUGUAACCUUCGACCUUGAAACAGCUUCAAAAACAAAAUACAACACCUUCCUAAGUGACAUACGAACCAAAGUAAAGGAUCCAAAACUAGUUUACGAGGGAAUCCCAAUGUUACCACCCCCAACAACACCAACAAAAUACAUUCUGAUCGACCUAAAAGCCAAACAAAACGCUGCUACUACAAUAACAGUAACACUUGCUCUUAGCAGAAACGACUUAUACGUAGUCGCCUUCACUGAUCAAACUGCACCAAAUUUACGCGCACAUUAUUUCGCUGCUGAUAUUACUCCUGCUACUGUAAGGACUCUGUUUCCAACAGCAACAGAGCUUAUUCCGAUUGGUUAUGGGAGUAGUUACCAGAAUCUUGAAGGAAAUGCUGGUAUUCUUAGAGAAAAUCUGCAGUUGGGAUUUCAGCCAUUAAAACAGUACAUGGUGAAUGUAUAUGGGAAGAGUAUUCAGGCUACAGAUUAUCGGAAAAAUGAAGCUAAAUUCCUUCUUACUACUAUCCAAAUGGUUGCAGAGGCAGCAAGAUUUAAGUAUAUUGAAGGGAAAGCUAUUAAUAGUUUUAUUCCUGAUUAUAAAGUCCCUAGCUUAGAGACGAACUGGGAAAAGAUAUCUAAAGCUAUUCGUUCUGCUGUUAAGAAGUUUACCCCGCCAAUUGCGUUAGUAUAUGCUAAUAAUACGGCAUGGGUAAUUACUCAAGUUAGUGAUAUUAAGCCUGAUCUUGGACUUCUUAAAUAUGUACCCUAAUUAAGUAAUUUAAGGUUAUUUUUAUAUUUAUCGUCUUUUAAGUUUCACGUAUUUUUAUUAUUUUUCCCUUUAUAAAAUAAAAUGUAAUUUCGUAUUUAUCACCAUAAUUUUAUGAAAUGUUUUAUAUUCAUCA
Spinacia oleracea (spinach) is the source of this 1187-nucleotide messenger RNA. Its product is annotated as protein synthesis inhibitor PD-S2. NCBI's taxonomy places the organism in Eukaryota, Viridiplantae, Streptophyta, Magnoliopsida, Caryophyllales, Amaranthaceae. The transcript has 2 exons. Gene Ontology annotation, biological process: negative regulation of translation. Bases 221 to 1054 code for a protein of 277 amino acids. Gene Ontology annotation, molecular function: rRNA N-glycosylase activity. The record is from RefSeq and is a predicted model, not a curated record.